AUGUUUAAAAUAUUCAGAAUAAUAUUAAUAUUUUUAACUUUAGCAUGUAUGAUUUUAUCAAUAUUUGGUUUAACUGGUUCUUAUAAAAAUGAAUCAUAUUUAACAAAUACGUAUUUACUAAAUAUUCAUUUAAAUGGUUUAGAUUUAAAACAAAUUAUAAAUUCAACAAAUAUAAAUAAACGAGAUUGGCAAUCAACUGAUUCUGGUAAUUAUUAUGUCAAUCAAGCAAGUUCUAUAUUAGCAACAGCUACAGUUGGUUCAGUUCCUUCAGCUAUUGAAAGUUGGUAUGAUUCCCAACCUAGUUCUGUUCAAAGUUCUAUACAAAGUGCUAUACCUGGCGUAGGUAACGGUAAUGGUAAUGGUAAUGGUAAUGCUGGUUAUUAUACAACUGUAUCUGCUGCUAUAAAUGAUUUAUUAGAAAAUACAACUCCUCAAUUACUCGGUAUUGCUGAUGUUUAUUCAAUUAGUUUUUGGGGUUAUUGUCGAGGCCAAGUUGAAGAACAAAACACAAAUAAUAAUUCAAGUGGUACAUUUGUUGAUAAUUUUGAUAAUUCAAAUAUAAAUUGGACUUGGUGUUCAGAUCCAACCCCGGGGUUUUUUUUCAAUCCAGUUGAAAUUUUUAAGAAUGAAAUGAAUAAUACUUUAAAUGGAAUUCAAGUUGAUGAUCAAUCACUGGAAAUCAAUCAAUUAUCAAAUCAGUUAAGAAGUGAAUUAAAAGUUUUACUUGAUAAUUUAACAGAUGACGAUUUUAAUUUACCUGGUAAUUUAAAUGAUGAUUUGAAAAAAUUAAAUGAUUUAACUAUAGCUGGUUUUGCUUUAAUUUUAACUGUAAUUGUUUUAAGUUUUAUUUCAUUAAUUUUUCAAUUAUUUGGUUUCUGUUGUUCACCAAAUAAAUGUUGUUUAUCAUUUUUAAAUUUUUUGUUUGAAUUUAUAAUAUUUAUAUUGGCUAUAGUUGGUGCUGGUUUAGUUACUGGUGUUUAUUAUUUUGUAAAAGGUCAAAUUAAUGAUAAUGUUGAAGAUUUUGGUAUUAAAUCAUUUUUAUCAAUAAAUUUUUAUGCAUUUAUAUGGAGUGCUGUAGUUGCAUGUAUAUUGAUUAUAUUUUUCAAUUUAUUGGGACAUUGUUGUGGAUUAUUUGGAACUGGCAGAAAAAGAUAUAGAGCAGUUAAGAAAGAAGAACCUCAUGAAAUAGCUUAUGAACAUAAAGAUGGUAAAGUGUAG
Molecule: messenger RNA, 1218 nt
Organism: Insectozyma verbasci
Lineage: Eukaryota; Fungi; Ascomycota; Pichiomycetes; Serinales; Debaryomycetaceae
Source: the annotation of a GenBank genome assembly